Molecule: messenger RNA, 1378 nt
Organism: Hyposmocoma kahamanoa
Lineage: Eukaryota; Metazoa; Arthropoda; Insecta; Lepidoptera; Cosmopterigidae
Product: zinc carboxypeptidase-like
Exons: 9
Coding region: 53-1318 (421 amino acids)
Biological process (GO): proteolysis
Molecular function (GO): metallocarboxypeptidase activity; zinc ion binding
Source: RefSeq, a predicted model, not a curated record
UUUUAAAGCGCAGUAGCUGUAAGCCACUAAACGCGGCACGGGAUUUAGCAAAAUGAAUCUCCUAAAGUUUAUUUUUCUUGUAAUUUCAGUUGUGCAUUUUUCGCAAUGUGCUGUUGUAGAAGAAUAUAAGACGUAUAAGGAUUAUAAGUUGUUUCAAGUUACCAGUCUAGAUGGGGUGAAGGAUUUGAUUAAAGAAUUUAUGGAAUUCGAUGAUGCUCUUGUAUAUUCUGGCAACAAAACUUCAGCAGGAAUUCUGGUGAAGCCGGAUCUGGUGUCAAUUUUCGAGGAACUGGUUACUAUGAGAGGCUUAAACAUGGAACUCUUGGUGGAGGACUAUUCAAAAAUAAUCGAGAUGGAAAAACGCGAAAUUCUUCGUAAUGACGGAUUUUCGUGGCAUGCAUAUCAUGAUGUUGCUGACAUUCACGACUACCUGCGAAACAUGAGCCGAGAGUACCCCAAUAUGACGGAACUGAUAAUAGGUGGUCAGAGCUAUGAAGGCAGACAGAUUCUCGGGUUAAGAAUCAACUCUCCUUCACUUCACAAGAAGGGGAAACCAGUCUUCUUUAUUGAAUCAGGCAUCCACGCUCGCGAAUGGAUCGCUCCCGCUACGACGACCUACUUCAUCAACGAGCUGCUGACCAGCUCUGAUCCUCAUAUCAUCGCCAUGCGAGAUCAGCUCGACUGGCAUAUCUUCCCUUCUGUCAACCCUGAUGGCUACCAAUAUAGCCGCAAAUUUGAUCGUAUGUGGAGAAAAACCCGUUCCAAGUCCGCAAACGGUUGUCGGGGUGCGGAUCCCAACCGCAACUGGGACUACAAUUGGAUGAAAAGUGGUGCCUCAAGCGACCCGUGCGAUUACCAAACCUACGCAGGAAAAGAACCCUUUUCAGAAAUAGAAACCCGAUCUCUCUCUGAAUACAUCAGGACGUUAGAAAACCUGCGAGCAUACGUCGGUUUCCACUCUGAUGUUCAAAUGUUGCUGUUGCCAUAUUCGGAUUCAACAGAGCAUAUGGAUAAUUAUGAUGAUUUGGUUACAAUCGGGAAAACAUCUUUGGACUACGGUUACAAAGUGAAUAGAGAAAAAUACAACGGACCUGCAACUGCUGCUGAAAUUCUGUAUAUGGUAUCAGGUGGGAGCAUGGACUGGGUACGCAACACCCUUGCCACUCCUCUGGUGUACACCUAUGAGCUUCGAGGAAAAAACUUCCACUGGCCUCCCUCAAGGAUUCCUGAACAAGGUGACGAGGUCACACAAAUGAUGCUUGGGCUGGUCACAGAAGCUAACAAUAUGGGUUACUUUAAGACUAAGGUUUCCAAGUAAUAAUCCAUUUCAUUCUCAAAUAAAUGUGUAUAAAUUUAUAAAUAUAUACAGGCAAAUUUA